Lycium barbarum (goji berry) is the source of this 1540-nucleotide messenger RNA. RefSeq names its product calmodulin-binding protein 60 A-like. Bases 74 to 1453 code for a protein of 459 amino acids. Gene Ontology annotation, biological process: regulation of salicylic acid biosynthetic process. The record is from RefSeq and is a predicted model, not a curated record. Lineage: Eukaryota; Viridiplantae; Streptophyta; Magnoliopsida; Solanales; Solanaceae. The transcript is spliced from 7 exons. Gene Ontology annotation, cellular component: nucleus. Gene Ontology annotation, molecular function: sequence-specific DNA binding; calmodulin binding; DNA-binding transcription factor activity.
ACUUUCCAAAACUACUCUUCUACUUUAACAAUAUAGUCACAAGCUUUUUGAAAGAAAAAAAAAACACCUGCAAAUGGACCUGGGAGAAAAUUCUCCUAGUUAUUCAGGACCUCCCUGGUUCUCAUUUCAUAAGAAGAAAAAACUCCCCAAACUAAAGUCCGUUAUGGUUGUGCUCCAAGUCUUGCGUUUACUCAAUAAGUCAAUGAGGCGGCUAUGCAUUGAUCCAGCUGCUGCAGGAGUUGAACCGAAAGUUGACGAGAUUUCAACCGGCCCAAGGAAAGAGCAGGAAAAUUCGAACCCUUGUGAUCAGUGUGGAUCACGGCAUUUAAAAUUAAAGUUUUCAAACAACAUAAAUGGUACAAUUUAUACUGGGCUACCCGUAGGUGGAGAUCGGGGCAGCACCUUAAAUCUAGACUUAGUUGAUUGCCGUACUGAGAAUAUUGUUAAAUCUGAGCCAGAAGCAUCAGCAGAGGUGGAAAUAGUUGUCCUUGAGAAAGAUUGUACAAGUUGUGCUGGUGACAAAUCGCUGAUUCGAGGAGAUCCUCAUGUCAGAUUGAAAGAUGGCACAGUUUCUGUAAGUCAUAUUUCAUUCAAACAUACUAACAAACCUAUGAGCAAACGUGAGUUGAGACUAGGUGCAAGAGCUGUGUAUCCCUACAAUAUUGGAACUAGAAUUAAGGAAGCAGCCACUGAACCAUUCUUCGUGAUGGAUCGUCGUUCCAUGCCUAAGAGCAAGAAGCCUCUACAUCUUGAUGAUCAAGUAUGGAAACUGCAGACGAUUGGCAAAGGCGGUCCUUAUCAUGAUCGUUUAAUGAAGGAAAACAUUAAAACUGUCAGGGACUUGUUAAUUCAAUAUUUUCUGAACCGUGAUAACCUACUAAAAAUCAUCGGCAGGCAUAUGUGCGUUAAGAAAUUGGAUGCAGCAGUUAAUCAGGCAAAGAGUAAACUUGACUUGAAAAGAUACGUGUAUCCUUCUGCCCAUUCCCAGGAAAGUCUACCAGUGGUAUUUAGUGAUGUGGGAGAAUUGCUCGGAAUAUACCAAGAGGGGCAGUUCGUGUCGGUCGAAAAGCUGACUGGACCUCAUAAGGCUUAUGCUAUGGAAUUGGUAAAAACGGCCUUUCAAGAUGGCCAGAAUUUCAAGGUUUUGGAUGAUGAUACUAUUAAACUGCUUUGUUCUUCCUAUUCAUCAAAUGCCGUUUGUCCAAUGGAAGUGGUUGCUCUUGAUGGCUCUAAUGGAUUCUCAUUUGAGGCUUAUUAUCCAGUUGACACACAGCAGGAAUCUAAUGCUAAUAAUUGUAUGCCGGGCACAAGUACAAUCAAUAAUUAUGACUCUACAAGCCAAAUGAAUAGCUUAGAAACUCUUACUGGUGAAGUACCAGAUCCUCUUCUGUAUGACGAUUCCAUCUCCUAUUCUCUCCCUGAAAGCUUCUGGGAUUUUUAUAAUAUUUUUUAAUCUAUUGGUUAAUAUCUUCUAUUUUAUUGUACUAGAGUAAUAUAGAACUGAAAUUUACAAGGAGACUUCAAGAGUUUCAUAUUUAAA